AUGGCUGUGAUAUUCACUGUUCUUAUUCUUUGUUCACUUUCAUCAAGGAGCGAACAACAAUAUACAUCUGACUGGACAUCACUUGAUGCGCGCCCUUUACCGAAGUGGUAUGACGAAAGCAAAAUAGGUAUCUUCAUUCAUUGGGGACUAUACAGCGUGCCAGCUAUUUCUUCCGAAUGGAUGUGGUGGAACUGGAAAGGUGAUAAUCCAAGUCAGGUUGUUGUCGAUUAUAUGAAAGCAAAUUAUCCACCAGACUGGACUUAUGCAAAUUUCGGUCCAGAGUUCCGUGCAGAUCUCUAUGAUCCAAAUGAAUGGGCUGAUCUAUUCGCUGCAUCCGGUGCUAAAUACAUUGUGUUUACAAGCAAGCAUCAUGAAGGUUAUACCAUGUGGCCAUCAACAUUUUCAUUCAACUGGAACUCGAUGCAUGUUGGCCCAAAGCGAGAUUUACUUGGUUAUACAGCGGAUUUAAUGCUUUCUUUAACUUCGUUUUCUUUAUUUUCAGGAGAUUUAGCCUCAGCUAUUCGAAAUCGAACAAAUCUUGUUUUUGGUUUGUAUUAUUCUCUGUUCGAAUGGUUCAAUCCAUUGUAUCUACGUGAUAAAUCGACUAAUUUUACUUCUCAAGAUUAUGCGAAAACAAAAACAAUGCCUGAAUUGAAAGAAAUCGUUGAAACAUACAAACCUGAAAUUGUUUGGUCUGAUGGUGAAUGGGAACCACUGGAUACUUACUGGAGUGCGACACAAUUCUUGGCAUGGCUUUAUAAUGACAGUCCAGUGAAAGAUACUGUUGUGACCAACGAUCGAUGGGGUAGUGGAACACUAUGUAAACAUGGUGGUUUCUAUACUUGCUUGGAUCGUUACAACCCAGGACAUUUGGUUGAACACAAAUGGGAGAAUUGCUUCACGAUUGAUAAACGAUCAUGGGCAUAUCGUCCUAUUGCAAAUAUUGAUGAUUACAUGACAAUUGAAGAAGUACUUCGAGAAAUAGUGAUAACGAUCAGUACUGGAGGAAAUGCAUUGGUGAAUGUCGGUCCCAAUAGACAUGGCAAAAUCCCACCGAUAUUUCAAGAACGUUUGCAACAGAUGGGUUCAUGGUUGAAAGUAAACGGGGAAGGGAUUUACGCGUCGGUACCAUGGAAAUAUCAAAACGACACAAUCAAUUCUGAUGUUUGGUAUACCUCAUCGAAAGAUGGUAGAUAUGUAUAUGCUUUUCUUCUGAUGUGGCCGAAGAAUAUCACUGAGAUAACAUUGGGGGCUCCGUUACCUUCGGCAAAUACAGUUGUGACAAUGCUGGGCUCAAAUGGUCAUUCUAUUCCAUGGAAAGUAGGUAGUGACAAUCGUGGUAUGAUGAUUGAUACAUCGAAUGUCAAACUUCAUUUGCUCGAAAGUCAAUGGGUGUGGGUAUUCAGACUAGCCGAUUUAUCAAUUGACAAUACCACUAUGACUACAAUCCAACGGACAACAUCGACUGCACGUAUCACUUCUCGAAGCAAUGCAAACCUUUCUUUUUCUUCUUCUUUGUCAUUAUUUAUGCUUCUUGGUGUGCUACUUUAUGUCACAAUGUGA
This is a messenger RNA of Adineta ricciae, 1563 nucleotides long. The record is from the annotation of a GenBank genome assembly. Lineage: Eukaryota; Metazoa; Rotifera; Eurotatoria; Adinetida; Adinetidae.